Messenger RNA from Phytophthora sojae, 360 nucleotides. RefSeq lists its product as hypothetical. The annotation marks the transcript as partial. The transcript is spliced from 2 exons. NCBI's taxonomy places the organism in Eukaryota, Oomycota, Peronosporomycetes, Peronosporales, Peronosporaceae. The record is from RefSeq and is a predicted model, not a curated record.
GCGUGCGCAAACUCGUUUGCGUUCUUCAGCAGCUCGCCUCUAGUCGUGCAGCAGCCUCCGACGCACCGACUGCUGGUCGUCAUUCCUGUGCGGCGCGAAUGCUGCUCCUGGCGGUGCGACUCGAGCGCUCGUGCGACGUACUUCACCGCCCCGACGAGCACUACAACCGACCCGGCGCACGCAGGAGUAGACUACGUCGAGGCGCGUGGCGCAGUUUUGUUCGAGGUAGGGCAGCAGCGUGCCCAGCUUGCACGCGCGUUUGCGGUCGUACUCGAGGCACCCGCGAACGCGUCGACGCUGCUCCGUGCAUCGACUGAGAUCGUCGUGGAGCAGACGCAACCGUCCAAGAGUACAAGCGUU